AUGGAAGCCCUCUUCCAGCAAGUCCGUUCGCUCGCCCAGAGCGGCGACGAGGAGCAACGCAAGGAUGUCCUGGACUCGCUGCAGAGGUUGCGCAACUCGAUCGAGAAGCCGGACGAUACGAGCCUACAAAUGGCAGCCUUGCGGGUCGAAAUCGACCUCAGUCUAUUCAGCUCCCUUGCGGAGAGCGAAAAGCCUCUCGCUGUCGGUGAGCUGAGCGACAAAACUGGGGCAGAUCCGAUCUUCCUGGGCCGCAUGCUUCGUUACCUCGCGUCAUUCGGCGCCAUCAAAGAGGCCGACAAGGACACCUUCACCUCCACCAACAUCUCCUCCACCAUUGCCCCGUCAGGCUUCCAAGCCGCCAUCUGCCACUAUUUCGACACAAUGAACCCAGCCAUUCAAUCCCUCCCAAGCUUCCUCAAGGAAACCAACUACGAAUACCUCACGACCAACUGUGCUGGAAUGCCCACCUUCCUCGAUGCCUACCCCGUCCGCGAGCACGCCACCGCCCUGCACCCGGAGCGCGUGCUCUUCGUCGACGUAGGAGGCUGCUUCGGGCAGCAGGCCAUCGCGUUCCGGAACCGCUACCCCGAUCUCGCAGGGCGCGUCGUCGUCCAGGAUCUGGCGCCGACGCUGCAGCAUGCCAUCCAGCAUGCGGGGGUGGAGACGAUGGAGCAGGAUCUCUUCCAGCCGCAGGGGGCGAAAUUCUAUUCCUCCGGGAACAUCUUCCACGAUUGGCCGGAUGACAAGGCGCGGAUCAUCCUCCAGAACACGAUCGAGGCGAUGGCGGAGGACUCGAUCAUCUUGGUUGACGACACGGUGCUUCCAAAUGCCGGCGUGCAUUGGCAGGCUGCGCAGCUGGAUAUCCUCAUGAUGACGACGUUGGCGGCGCGGAAGCGGACGAGUUGCUGCAGAGUGCCGGGUUAA
Messenger RNA from Aspergillus aculeatinus CBS 121060, 924 nucleotides. RefSeq names its product S-adenosyl-L-methionine-dependent methyltransferase. Gene Ontology annotation, molecular function: O-methyltransferase activity. Lineage: Eukaryota; Fungi; Ascomycota; Eurotiomycetes; Eurotiales; Aspergillaceae. The record is from RefSeq and is a predicted model, not a curated record. Bases 1 to 924 code for a protein of 307 amino acids. The transcript has 6 exons.